This is a messenger RNA of Coccomyxa subellipsoidea C-169, 1374 nucleotides long. RefSeq names its product DUF1751-domain-containing protein. The coding region runs from base 106 to 1077 and encodes 323 amino acids. Gene Ontology annotation, biological process: retrograde vesicle-mediated transport, Golgi to endoplasmic reticulum. The transcript is spliced from 6 exons. The record is from RefSeq and is a predicted model, not a curated record. NCBI's taxonomy places the organism in Eukaryota, Viridiplantae, Chlorophyta, Trebouxiophyceae, Coccomyxaceae. Gene Ontology annotation, cellular component: Golgi apparatus; membrane.
UAGACAACUUAUACCGUUUUUAGAUUGUUUUAUGAGGUUGUCAGAAAAGCAAGAUUGUUCCACAACCAUGAGAAGGCAACGCUGGUGAUAGCGACAGCCAUCACGAUGAAGUUGUUAACGGAUUUUACAAAGCUGUCCAAGGUGAUUGGUGGGGUGAUAGUCAUAGGAUAUUUUGUGCAACUGAUCGCACCAUCGACAAGGGGUGUCUUUGCUUUGGUGCCUGGAAGGUUUCUGCCCUGCGUUUGGAACAUCUUCACAGCUGGACUCCUUGAAGUCCACUUUUACAAGGUCAUUUUCAGUGUGGUGAGUUGCCUGGCCUUGGCACGCCUCAUCGAGCCAGUCUGGGGCUCAUCAGAAUUUUUGAAAUUUCUUGCCGCAACAAAUGCUGCCACAGGGGCAGCGACCUUGUUCUUACUGUACAUUUUCUUCGCCCUCACACAGUACUCUGAGAAGUCAGGAGACCUACUGUACAAGGAAGUGUCAGGUUUUGAGGGCGUCGUUGCUGGUUGUCUUGUGGCCAUCAAGCAAAUCAUGCCAGACAAUGAAAUCAUGCUGCUGACAGGGGUGAUCCGUUUCCGAGUCAAGCACCUGCCCAGUCUGUUUCUGGCAUUUGCCGUGGCGGGCAGCUUUGUGUUGGGCACAGCUUUGAGUACAGUGCCCUUUGUCUGUUUUGGCACCUACUUUGCCUGGGUGUACCUGCGUUUCCUGCAAUACAAGCCGGAGCUGUCUGCCAGGGGCGACCCAUUCAAUGAGGACUUCCGCUUUGCUUCGUUCUUCCCAGAAUUUGUACAGCCACCUGUGGACAAGGUGGCGCAGGUGGUGGGUGUUGCCCUGAGGCUCGCCCCCAGGAGCCCUUCACGUGCUGCAGGCGGAUUUGUGCCCGGUGCAGCGCCCCUGCCUGGCUCAGAUGAUGCUGAUGCAGCCAGGAGAAGGGAGCGGGGGGCGCGCGCGUUGGAGGAGAGGCUUGGAUCCAGGAAGCCGGCAUCUGUGCCUGUCAGCACAAAUGCAGAUAUUGAAGCCCCGCUCGCAGAGGACAGGACAGCUCAGGCGGUCAGCUCUGGGGCUGAAGGCUCAUAGGAUUGAGCUGGCUCUGCUCAAAGUUUGCAAAUUCUGAAUCAUUCCAAGAGAUUUUGUCAUUGGUGGUCACUGAGCAAUUAUCAUGCACAUGUGCACCCUCUGGCAACCGUUGGCAAGCAGUACUUGGCAACCAUGAUGGUGUUCAGCUCAAGCUCAAGUGUUGCUGUGACACCAGAGCACGUACUCUGAUCUGUCUGUUCUAUUGACUGUUGAGGAGCUGUGGGACAUCUAAUGAGCCCUGUGUGGCUGGCCAGGAACGAUAGCAGACCAUGGAACAAUGUAAUCAUAAUCUCUAUC